This is a messenger RNA of Trypanosoma conorhini, 2895 nucleotides long. RefSeq names its product Trypanosoma vivax. NCBI's taxonomy places the organism in Eukaryota, Euglenozoa, Kinetoplastea, Trypanosomatida, Trypanosomatidae. The coding region runs from base 1 to 2895 and encodes 964 amino acids. The transcript has a single exon. The record is from RefSeq and is a predicted model, not a curated record. Gene Ontology annotation, cellular component: cytoskeleton.
AUGAAGCAGGGGGAUGAGAAGAGAAAAGAUGAGGGUGGCGGGCGCAUUUCGCCUGAGACGGCGCAGUACAGUGUUGUCUCCCUUGAAAGCAUUGAGCAUCACUAUGUGGAGGUGAUGAGGGAGCUUGCCAUGGAGCCACAGCUCGAGGCGUUUAAGGACGAGUACGAAAAGAUCCACCGUCUCCUGCGCAAGAGCAACGAUGGCGAGAGGCGGUUGCAGGAAAAGAUCAAGGAACUCCAAAUGGACCUCGAGGUCCACGGCACCAAGGUGGAGGCCGCGCUAAAACUGUCGCAGGAGGAUGAGGAAGUUAUUUCGACGCUGCGCAAAGAAAUUGAAAAGGCAUGGGCUCUUGCCGACAGUGCCCACGCCCGUGAAAAGGACGGACGUGAGCACAUCCAGCAGCUACGCAAGCAGGUGGCAGAGCUGGAUGCGCUGGUUGAAAGGAGCACACGCAACACGGUGGGUCAGGCGGCAUUCCUGCAUGAACUCAUCGUCUCCAAGAAGCAGCUUGAGAGCGAGCGCGUCGUGGCGCAUUCAAAGGUGUCUGGACUUAUAGACGAACGGGAGGCGAUGCGGAACAACUUAGAGAGAAUUCAGAAUGAGAAUGAGAGUGCGCGAGAAAAGCUGGAGACCACUCUAUUCAGCUACCAAACGCUACUUGAAGACCUUGCCGAAAUUCGAAGGGUGCGUGAGAGCCUCGAGCAGCAGGUGCGGGAGUGCCGUUCCACCUCAGACCAGCAGAUGCUAAAGUUGGAGGAGCGAAAACACGCCGCAGAGGCGCUCUCCACCGAGGAGAGUCGUCUGAAGGUUCUUGCCGCGGGGGAGCGGGAUGCCGUGGCGCGAAUGGCAAAGCAGCUGGAAGAGCAGCAGCGACGAUUUAAGACCGAGGCGGAUCGGCUUGCCCUCGUGGAGGCGCAGAACGCGGAGGUGAAGUUAGAGAUCCCCAAGCUGAAGACGACUUUGAAGGAGCGGCACGCGGAGGUCGCGCGUCUCGCCACAGCCCUGCGGAAGGUGCGAAGAAGUGCAGAACACCAGCAGGUGAACAUGCGUAAGCUGCUGCAGACGCGCGAGGAGCUUGUUCAGAAGGCGGAGACGCUGCAUAACACGAUCGAGGAGCGACUGGCCGCGCUGGGGUUGGCGGAGAAGGAGUUGCACGUGGAGGAGGCGCGCCUCAAGAAGACGCUGCCUGAGAAGACGGAGUUGAUUACGAACAACUCCCGCACCGAGAAUGAGCGGGUUGCGAUGGAAGGAAACCGGGUGGAGGAAGAAGGAAAGCGGCACAGCUUGGCGCAACAGCUGGACCAGCUCUUGUGCGAUAAUGAGCUGCUUCGCAAGGCCAUCUUUGAGCUGGAGCAAAGUCAGGAAAAGAUUGUCGAGCACGGUCAGCAGCUGGCGCUGCAAUACCACCAAACACUUGAGCAGACAAGGAAGUAUCGCGAUAAGGCGCGUGUGUUGCAGCAGCAACUCACUGAAAACGAGAAGCGGGGCAAGGUGCAGCAAGACUUGCUGGACCGCGUCUCGGCGGACCGGGCACGUACGGAAAAGCAGCUUAAGGAGAGCGAAAUGGAGUGGUCUGCGCUUAGGCAGCGGUAUUUGACGAAUGACGAGGAAAUCCAGCUGCUGAAGAUGCAGCUGAUUGCAAAGGAGGGGGCACUGUGUCGUCUGCACAUGGUUCGUCGGCAGCUGCAACGCGACAUCUCCAACGCUGAGCAGCGGGCAAGCCACUUGAAGGACGAUGGUCUUAAUGCCCACGCACGCCGUGAGACACUGGAGGCCGAGGCGCAACAGCUGACACAGCUCAUUGCGGAGUGUGAUGCGGAGAAGAGCAAACAUCAGUCCAAAUUUGCGGCUCUCGUCAAUGAACGCAACGUCCUCGCCACGCAGUUGAUCCGCCGCAAUGAGGAGUUGCGGCUCCUCUACAGCAAGAUCCGCCUGCAGGAAUGCAGUCUUGAAAAGGGCGCUAGCGAGUACGAUCGCCAAGUCCGGAAUGUCGAAUCAACCCGAGAUGAACUCACGGAACUGCGGUUGCGUUGCCGUCUUGCGCUCGUGCGUCUCCGCUACGCAGAAAAGCUUCAGCGCCGGAAGCAGAGUGUCGAGCGGGAAUUGUUUACCGAGCAGCAACGCUGUCGGGCACUCGUGGACGAACUCCAACGUCCAGUUCAUGUGCAUCGUUGGCGGCGACUGGAGGGAGAUGCCCCGGAGGUGCUCGACGGCAUCUACAAGGCGCAAUCGCUUGAGCGGCAGAUUCUGCAGAAGUGUGACAUGCUUGCCGAGAAAACAGAACUGCUUGCUAGGCGCACCGCGGAGUACGACGCCAUUCGACGCAAGCUUGCCUGCCUGCCGGGUCCGGAGUUAGCUGAGGACUUGAGUCUCUACAACGAGAAUUUGGGGCGGCGCAGUGAACAGAUUGAGGGGAUGAACUCGGAGCUUCGGGAGGUGGAGCAGCACGCGGACGCCCUCACGGAGGAGGUGCGACAGCUGUCCCUGGAGCUGAGCGACGUGAAGCGGCGCUACUUUGGCGCCAAACACAAGAACGAUCUGUUGCGUCGGGAGCAGUCCGUGUUUCGUUCAACGUGGGGGGAGUCUUCCGCGGUCGCAAAUGUGGCUCUCGCCGCAGCCUCUGCGCGUCAGGGGCAGCAACGGCUAGGCAGAGUUAAUGGGGAAGGUGGUCGCGAGGAGGACAACAGCCAGCAGGAGGUGUGGGUGCAGCGUCCGGCCGGAGUACGUCGUCCUUGUCUGUGGUACACGCGAACGCAACUGCGUCGGGAGCGCAUGCGGCAGGAGGCUCGCCUUGUUCAGGCGCUUUCCACCGGUGCACCUGCCCCCAAUUACCCCCUGCAGUUCCGUCCACAGCAACGGCAGUUUGUUGGUGGCGGUUAUGCGCUCACGCGGUGA